This is a messenger RNA of Drepanopeziza brunnea f. sp. 'multigermtubi' MB_m1, 1824 nucleotides long. RefSeq lists its product as uncharacterized. The record is from RefSeq and is a predicted model, not a curated record. NCBI's taxonomy places the organism in Eukaryota, Fungi, Ascomycota, Leotiomycetes, Helotiales, Drepanopezizaceae. Gene Ontology annotation, cellular component: membrane; endoplasmic reticulum. Gene Ontology annotation, molecular function: mannosyl-oligosaccharide 1,2-alpha-mannosidase activity; calcium ion binding. Gene Ontology annotation, biological process: mannose trimming involved in glycoprotein ERAD pathway; carbohydrate metabolic process.
AUGCCGUCUGAUGUCCCAUCUCGGGAGAAACCCCUCCUGCCUUACUGGAACUCGAAGAAGAAUGUGGCCACGAAGAGGGCGGUUCGGACCCUGACUAUCGCCGUUCUGGUCGUGUGCGGGCUCCUCCUGGUCCUCAAUCACAGUGUCUCCUCCCAGCCGAGUCUCGAGUUCAACUAUGUGCCAAAACCUAUUCGGCCGGAGAAGCACCCGGCCGAGACGGUGAUCCCUCUACCACGGAAGAGCGCAAAGAAGAUGCCGAAGAUACAGCAUAAGGCUGUGCCAGAGACCAUCAGGGAGAAGAAGAUCCGCGAAGCCAGGCGGGAAGAGAUUCGCAAUGCGUUCUUGCAUACGUGGGAGGGCUAUAAGGCGCACGCAUGGGCGCAUGAUGAGCUGCGCCCGCUGGCUGGAGGAUUCAAGGAGCCUUUCUGUGGGUGGGCGGCGACGAUGGUGGAUAGUCUGGACACCCUGUGGAUCAUGGGUUUGAAGGAGGAGUUUGAGCUGGCUCUGGCUGAGUUGGAGAAAGUGGAUUUUACGAACAAAAAAGGCUGCGUUAUCAACCUGUUCGAGACGACGAUUCGGCAUCUCGGGGGUCUGCUGGCGGCGUGGGAUCUUAGUGGAGGCAAAUAUGGUAUUUUGAUAGAGAAGGCAGUGGAAUUGGCAGAGGUGCUCUUCACGGCGUUUGAUACACCGAACAGGAUGCCCACCCCGCACUAUCAGUGGUCUGCCACCAACCCUGCAGCGAACAAUCACUUACCGAGUAAUUCCGUGGUACUUGCUGUACUGGGCACUCUGUCCCUCGAAUUCACUCGGUUAUCGCAAAUCACGGGAAAUGACAAGUAUUACGAUGGGAUCCAAAAGGUUAUGGACGAGCUCGAGAAAUGGCAGGACCAGACGCUGCUCCCGGGGAUGUGGCCGGCGAUCGUAAAAUCGGACAUUUAUAACGAGAGCAUUUCCCUGGGAGCGGCAGCGACAGGGGAGCAACAAUAUACCCUCGGAGCUUUGGCAGACUCGGCGUACGAGUACCUGCCAAAGCAAUACAUGCUUCUGGGAGGUCAAUUGAAGUCGUAUCAAACCAUGUACGAGAAAUUCGUCCGAGUGGCCAAGGAAUACCUAUUCUUCCGACCCAUGACCAUCAGCGACGAAGAUAUCCUCAUAUCGGGCACAGUCUUUAAGGCACCGGGCGGCCAACCGAGACUGUCACCCGACCUACAACAUCUGUCAUGCUUCACUGGUGGCAUGCUAGCUAUCGCAGGAAAAAUAUUCAACCGACCGGAGGACGUCGUUGAUGGCGGGAAGCUGGCGGAUGGUUGUGUCUGGGCAUAUCGAAACACCCUGUCCGGUAUCAUGCCAGAAACCUUGACUGCGGUCCCUUGCGAGAAUAAGUCGAGCUGCACAUGGAAUUCGAAUAAGUGGUAUGAAGCCAUCCAACGUGGGCGUGGUCAUGCGGCGAGUACUACCCAGGGUAAGAUCAAUACCGGGGAUUUGUCUCCGGGAUUCGCCAAGGUGAGCGAUGCUCGAUACCUUUUGAGACCCGAGGCCAUCGAAUCAGUCUUCAUCAUGCACCGUAUCACAGCGAACCCGUAUUGGCGCGAGAGCGGGUGGAACAUGUUCAAGUCCAUCAACGCCUACACCGUGACAGAUAUCGCGCACUCAGCGCUCGAUAAUGUGCUCAAGGGCGCUCCGGCUCAAGUUGACGAGAUGGAGAGUUUCUGGACGGCGGAAACGCUCAAGUAUUUCUAUCUGCUGUUUAGUGACAACGACGUCGUCAGUUUAGACGACUACGUCUUAAAUACCGAGGCACAUCCUCUCAAGAGGCCUAGAUGA